Messenger RNA from Orbicella faveolata, 1302 nucleotides. RefSeq lists its product as uncharacterized. The record is from RefSeq and is a predicted model, not a curated record. NCBI's taxonomy places the organism in Eukaryota, Metazoa, Cnidaria, Anthozoa, Scleractinia, Merulinidae.
AAAUAUUUCGUUUAAAGGAGUAUAUGAAGAUAAACGAGUUUUUAAUGUUGUAUACUCCACAGUGACAUAUCACGAAUUUUACAAGCGAUUAACAAAACAAACAACUGUGAACUAUUAUAAUUAUGUGGUCACCUAUAGAUGUGGAAGGUAUAAUUAACUCUAACAGAAUUAGAACGCUAUGGCGGUUGUUUUAAUUACAUCUUUAGUGACGUAGAUUUCUUAAGUAAACCAAUUUGCAUCACAACGAAUUAGUUGCCGGUUUUUUGACAAUUCGCUUGACAGCGUUUUUCGACAAACUGUUCACUUGGCUUAAGAUGCUUGUUGCAUUUCUGCGAAGUUAAAUCGGCGAACAUGUAGGUUCGUACAGGUUUGGGAUGGGUUGUAGCGGGUCCGCCCCUAUUCAAGAAUUCAACGCUGAAGAAAAUGAAGCGGGAAACCUCUCAAAAGAAAACAGCGUGAAAGAAAUCGCAGAUCAACCGCGGCAGGAAAAAGCCGAUGGGAUCGAAACGACAGCAAAUUCACUGCAGGACACGAAUCCAACAGAAGGAAAUCAACUAGGGCCAGACAAGGAAAUAAACAACCUCAAGCGAUCGAGACCGAAACGGGACAGGGAACAAAUUAUCGAUAACGCCUGGAGUAUAUCGAAAGUUAAGAAAAAUGUGAAAAACCUUGAAAGUUCGCAAUCAAGACCUAAGCCAGAAGGACUAGUUGAUUUGGAGAGCGAAUAUGGAAAAGACGGUGUUGACUUGGCUUCAAGUCACGUCUACGGAGACCAUCAAGAUAAAGAGAAAUUGAUAAACCACUCGUUGGGCGCCCGUAUGUCCCCCGAUGGAACUUAUUCUGUUGAUAACAGUGAACGAAUGAGCAAGCGACGGAGUUUUCACAAGGAAGAUACGGACGAGGUGUUCGACCCAUCUGCUUUAAUAGACAUUGAGAAAUUCAGAGCUGUAAAUGCCCCUACAAAACAGAUAUCAACUUCAAACAGCGAUUCAGGAAAACCAAACGUCGGAACAGACAAAAACGACAAUGAGCAAGAGGUCACAGCGGAUACUAUCGAACAUAAAGAGGCCGAGAUCGUCGUGAUAAAGCCACCAAACUACAGCGAAAUGUAUGAUGAUGAUGAAAAGCAAUUAAUUGCAAGCAUCGAGAACGAUUUCAAAAACAUUUCACCUAUCGCGCUUCCGGGAUCUGUGAUGUGACGUAACGCUAUGUGCCAGACAUACGGAGCCAGCAGUGAAAUCUACUGAGAGAAGCAGAGACAGAACCACUCGAUGGGACUCGAAGAUGCCACCAUUGUCACAG